Solenopsis invicta (red fire ant) is the source of this 1076-nucleotide messenger RNA. Its product is annotated as E3 ubiquitin-protein ligase HUWE1. Gene Ontology annotation, molecular function: ubiquitin-protein transferase activity. The record is from RefSeq and is a predicted model, not a curated record. The transcript is spliced from 4 exons. Bases 129 to 416 code for a protein of 95 amino acids. Gene Ontology annotation, biological process: proteasome-mediated ubiquitin-dependent protein catabolic process; protein polyubiquitination; positive regulation of protein catabolic process. Lineage: Eukaryota; Metazoa; Arthropoda; Insecta; Hymenoptera; Formicidae. Gene Ontology annotation, cellular component: nucleus.
AUCAAACGUUCGUAUCCAAGGUGUACGACAUAAGAUUCGAUCGGCUUUGGUCUAAUUAAUAAUUUAAGCUUAAUUAGACCAAAUAAUAAAGUCAUAUAAUAAACUCCGUACAAAUCUCAAGGCAAUUUAUGAAUGCAGCGAAAGAUUUGGAUUUGCAUAAGCUUGUUACAAAAGAGACCAAACUUGAAUAUAUUAGGCUCGUGUGUCAAAUGAAAAUGAUUGAAACAAUUCGUAAGCAGUUAAAUGUAUUCUUGGAAGGCUUUUAUGAUAUUAUACCUAAACAACUGAUUUCCAUAUUUAAUGAACAAGAAUUUGACUUAUUGGUCAUCGUGCCUUAUGUAGAUAUCGAGAAUCUUGUAGCAAAUACUGAACAUCAUAAAUACACUGCUAUGUCUUUACAGAUUCAAUGGUUCUAGUGUAUUACAUAGUUUUGAUCAAGCGGAUCGUGCGAAGUUCUUACAAUUCGUUACGUCUAAAGUGUCGUUACAAGAUUUUGCUGUGUUAGAAGGCAUGAAUUGCAUAUAAAAGUUCCAAAUUCAAAGAGAAGAUAGAUCAACAGACAAAACUUCCAUCUGCACAUACCCGAUAAAUAUCUGAAGAAAGAAAUUUUUGUAAUACUUUCUCAUAUGCGUGUAUAAGCUGAAAUUAAAUCGAUAUAAAAGUGGGCUAAAACUGUAUUCUCUAAUUGCAGUUUCAAUCAAUUGGAUCUGCCAGUGUACGAGACGUAUGAUAAACUUUAUACAAAUCUACUUAUGAAUGCAGCGAAAGAUUUGGAUUUGCAUAAGCUUGUUGGAACGCUAUUGUCAUAUAAUAUGUAGCAUUAAUAAUAAGAUGUUAAAAUGUUAGCUAAGGAAAAAGAGUGAGAAUGAGAGUAUGAGAGUGAGAGAGAGAGAGAGAGAGAGAGAGAGAGAGAGAGCGAAAGAACAUGUGUCGUAGAAGAAAAGCGUCGUUUGACGAAAAGGAUUGCCAUUGUUCGAAACAUGUGUUGUUUUAUGGUAGCGUCAUAAAACACACAAUCAAUUGUAUUCAAAGCGCGUAAAUGUAACAUCUGCGAAUGGACGCACGUAUGUAUCAGG